AUGUACCAAAACCUCGAAGAGCUUGCGGAUUCGGUAUGGCUAACUAGCACCGCUUAUAGCGAUUACAGCGAGACCUACAUCUACGGGACCAAUGGAUAUUGUACAGACGUCUACUCAUCUGGAGCAUGCGUGACAUUCCGUGGUGGCGCAUACGACAAAACAGUAUCCUCUACGCACGAAUCCAUCGUUAAUCGACAGGAUAGUGACGGUUUCGAAGCGGACUGGAUAGAAGAUACUCUUAGCUUUGGCCGCAACACCUCACUGUCUUCCUUCGGAUUCGGCGUUCCGCAACAGGAUCUCAGCCAAGCGUUCACCAGCCAAUCUCAGCUUGGCUUAGGUACAAAAGCAUACUCCAUGUUUUGGGGACUGGUCGGUGGUCCCGCAGAAAAGCAGACUCGGGGGUCACUAAUUCUCGGUGGCCUGGACAAAUCGUUGAUUGAAGACCAAAACGACAACUUCACGGCGUCACUGUUCCGGAGCAGUAGGUGUGGGACGGGCAUGGUAGUAACGAUUAGCGACAUCCUUCUGAACUGGCCGAGUGGUAAGAAUGAGAGCAUCUUCAUGGGACGACCGGAACCAGCGACCAUACAAGCGUGCAUCAGUCCCAGUUUCGCAGGCCUGAUGUCCCUUCCACUAAGCUACUACGAAAGCUUCUGGUGGUACGCAGGCGGAACUCCUCCAGAUAAUAAGAGUGAGGCGAGAAGCUCCGGUAUCAAUUACUUCACGAUGCUUUUUGACCGAGAUGAUGCUUACUACGGUGGUAUGACAAUCCAGCUUCAAAACAGCAUCUCCGUAAAGAUUCCCAACACCGAACUAGUCGUUCCCGACACUUACAUUGCCGCCGAUGGCUCAGUUCAGACGAAUACAUCGGUCAGCAACGUCGUAAUCAACUCGCUUCGAAAUGAAAAUGACGACGAUAAUGACAAUGACUACGAUCUGCCGGUCCUUGGCCGACUGUUCAUGAGCUCUGCCUACCUAUUGGUCAAUCAAGAAGCUGGGAGGUUCUCCGUCUGGAAAGUGAACUCAAGAUCGAAGACUUCCGAUAUCGUCGCAGUGGAUAAACAAAACGAUAUGGUCAGUGAGUUCUGCGCGAGCUCUACGGGCGGCUCGUCCAGUGCUACAUCCUCGCCCGCGUCUUCCGUCAUACCUGCGCCACAAGAUAAAGGGUCCAAGCUGUCAGGCGGCGCAAUCGGUGGGAUUGUCGUGGGUGCGGUGGGAGGUAUUGUCAUACUAUGCACCACUAGCUUCCUUUUGUACCGAAGACGAGGAUCAGGCGUUGCUGCGACAGGUAUAGUACAGGAACCAGAGUUGCAGACAAAAGAUGUGAAACCGCCCACGUAUAGUAUGGUGCCAGCAGGCCCUCAGGAACUUGCUGGAGAUUAA
Molecule: messenger RNA, 1383 nt
Organism: Didymosphaeria variabile
Lineage: Eukaryota; Fungi; Ascomycota; Dothideomycetes; Pleosporales; Didymosphaeriaceae
Exons: 3
Coding region: 1-1383 (460 amino acids)
Source: RefSeq, a predicted model, not a curated record